Messenger RNA from Phytophthora nicotianae INRA-310, 1623 nucleotides. RefSeq lists its product as hypothetical. Bases 1 to 1623 code for a protein of 540 amino acids. NCBI's taxonomy places the organism in Eukaryota, Oomycota, Peronosporomycetes, Peronosporales, Peronosporaceae. The transcript has a single exon. The record is from RefSeq and is a predicted model, not a curated record.
AUGCGGGCUUCCACGCCGUUAGUCGUUAUGACUGCUUUCGCGAUUUCAACCCUUGCGGUAGCCGCCACACCUCUCGGUGCCUCGGCAAAACUAGGCGAGCAAGAUUGGACGAAGACCGCGUUAUCAACAGUACCGUCGCUACGGCUGCAUGUUACACUCGAUGACGAAAACGUGAAGAUACAUGGGCAUUCCGUCAUUGACGUAUUCGCGAACCCAAUCGUCUCCAGCGACAACACCAGCAUCCACUACGACGGCUUUAGCACCUUUAGCCAAGACGAUACCGAAUAUACUUACGUGUUCGAGAACGGCACAUCCUACAUGUUAGAGAGCCCCGUUAAUGGCAACGCUUCCUCAACGUUGCACUGUCUACCAUCGAUCAUUCCAUUCGAGCAUAUACUUCCAGCACUCAACAACGCCACAUCGAUUCCAAGCGCAUCUGUCGGAGGGGAGACCAUCGAGUGCCCAGACGGAUCAUUGUUCCGGACGACAUUUAGCGGAGUGGAUUUCGUGUUAUGCGCAUCAAGUACAUCCGGAUUCAUGGCGUUUGGGCUCGAUAUGACGAUGGCAGUGGAAUACUUGUCGACUCCAAUUCGUCAUACUCUGCCAGCAUUGAGUAAUGACAUUUCGACGUGCCCAGUAGUGGCAUUCCCUACGCCGGUGACACCAACUGCCAUCGCGCUACUUACAGGUACAUCUCUUCCGACUUCUCCAUCCAGAAACCUGAAGGCAGCAGCACCCGCAGUGAUUGAGGCGGAGUCUUGCGAGUGCAAGUCUACUCCUCGGCCGUGUAUUUUCUUGCACGGUCUGGGAAAUCCGAAUGAAAAAGCAGAAUUACAAGAUACACCCAAGUUGACGAAGGAGAAGUUCGGAGAUAUUGGUGAUCAUGCCCCAUGCUGUACGACGGUCAAGUACGCGGUCAUCAACACUGUUGAUGUCGGGUGGAGGAAUGACACGCUGCAGCAAAAGUUCUGCGAUUUCUCACUUUCCAUGAGCGAAACGAGUGACUUGGCAACACGUACAAUAUCCGACACUAUCGUUGUGACGCACUCGAUGGGUGGCCUAGUACUGGCGAGCGCACUCGCCAAUGGGAAGUGUAAACUUGCAGAUAGCACGUCGUGGGUGAGCAUGAGUGCUCCGAUGAAGGGGAGUAUGGCUGGAGACUUUCUUCAAGAUAUUUGUGACGGAAAGUUCACGAAAACUGUGACUGGGUUGAUGGAUUUACUUGGCCAGUGCCCUAUCACCAUUGCUAAACAGUCGAUUUAUUACCAGAACGGCAAGUACAGCACCCCAGAACUCAACGCGGCAUACACCGCAGCACAAGAAGCCUACCGCAGCAACGUCGAUGCAGCACUGUGUAGCAAAAGCUACCUCGGUGUCUUGUCAAAGUUCUCUCCUUCAUGUUUGGUAGGAGGAACCGUGAUCCCACACAAGUCAGAUGAGAACGAUGCCCUCGUGGAGUUUCAGAGCUGCUUGGGUGGCCUCGACCCUGACUUGUUCGGUGGCAGCUAUCGUGAUCGAUUUUACGCGGCCAAAUUGGAUCAUGCUGACACGGCGUUUCUGACCCACGAUAGUUUUUUCAGAGACUCUCAGAAACCAUUCAAAUGGUUUGAGUGUUUACUGUAA